UACAACUUGGCAUACCAAUUAGCUAGUGCCGUGUCAUGUUUACAUAAUGAAGGAAUCGUUCACCGUGAUUUGCACUCCGGUAAUGUAUUAAUUCAUCAAAAUACUGUAAAGUUAUCCGACUUUGGACUGUCAAAAAGAAUUAAAUCAUCAUCUAACACACGAACGAAACUUUUUGGAAUAAUUCCUUAUGUUGAUCCGAAAAAAUUUGGUGGACGAAGAAAGAAUAAAAACUCACAAAUAUUCUCAUUAAAUGAAAAAAGUGAUAUUUAUAGUGUUGGAGUAUUAUUCUGGGAGAUUUCUAGUG
Molecule: messenger RNA, 304 nt
Organism: Rhizophagus irregularis DAOM 181602=DAOM 197198
Lineage: Eukaryota; Fungi; Glomeromycota; Glomeromycetes; Glomerales; Glomeraceae
Biological process (GO): protein phosphorylation
Molecular function (GO): protein binding; ATP binding; protein kinase activity
Source: RefSeq, a predicted model, not a curated record